This is a messenger RNA of Seminavis robusta, 2407 nucleotides long. NCBI's taxonomy places the organism in Eukaryota, Bacillariophyta, Bacillariophyceae, Naviculales, Naviculaceae. The record is from the annotation of a GenBank genome assembly.
CAUCCAUCCUCGAUUCAUCACAGCUUUCCGAUCGUUCUCACGACACGACGUACCAAUUUGAAAUGAAAACGGACGAGACGUUCGAUGCUUCCGCUCCUACCAGCGAUGCUUCUCAAGGUGCAGGAGAUGUUGGCAUUGAAAACGAAGAUUUUCUCCAUCUAGACGCUGACAAGAAAGAAGCGACGGAACUUGUGGAAUCCACCACAAACCCCCCUGAGAAUAUGCCUGCACGCGAGGAGGACGAGCCAACAAGAGACCGAAAACUAGGGGGGUUGUAUACAUACAGCACUACCACAACAACAGCGAAGGAGACACAUGUUGCAAGUGGAAAGUUGGGAGGAGUGUUUGAGAUGGUGGAACCGCCUCGAUAUGAUACUCGUCCAACAACAACAAGAAGCACCACUCCAAAGCUGGGAGCAGUCUACGUGGUAGGAGGAAAUAGCAGUGCACACUCCGUCGAUGCGGCAGGAAUUGAGGAACUGCCCAUCGCAGCAGGCUCAUCACAUGCGCAACAACCUCUUCCUGGGGCGUAUCCACAACGUGGCAUUGACCGACAAUUCUCCAGUGAUGCCAUGAGCUUCUCCAUGUUCACUGUCUAUAAUAACGAAAUUGAUGUGGACGAAUUCAUUUUGGACACGAUGUUGGAUGUCAACAACAACAACAACAACAACAACAACAAUUCACAACAAGACCCCAGGGAAACACAUCCGGAUGGGUUGGCAGUAGCACAACCCAUUUCAGCAUUAUCAUUAGAUCUAGCUCAAGCGGAGCCUGUGGAUGUGGAAGCAUUACAGGAAGAGCAAGAAAAGAGAGAAAACCGUCAAGAGCAAAGAACAAAACAAAACAAAAAACAAAUGUGCACAUUGGGAAUUGGAGUUCUCAUCUUGGUGGCCAUUGUCAUUGUGGUUAUCGUCCUGGUUGGUCCGGGUAAUUCAGCAGCUGCCAACACAGAAGUGGAACGAACCAGCAACAAUGCUACUACAGAAUCUUCUACUACAACUGCGCCGUCCGUUCCCGAACUACCCAUGAUAGCCUUGCUGCCAAAUUCCACACAAGACACUAUUCGAUCCAGCAUAGAAAUGAACGACACAACACCACAGCUGCAGGCUUACCAAUGGAUGCUCCAUGAUCCCAUGCUUGCCAAUUACUCCGAUGCCCGCCGCCUGCAGCGUUUUGCUCUGGCCACAUUAUAUUAUGCGACUGGCGGUGAUAAUUGGAAACUCCAAGGAGUCCAAGGAGGAGGCAAUAGUACAAUCGAGCUGUUUCAACCCGGUCGUCCGCCUCGACCUGGCGUUCCUCCUGCAGCUGAAACAACACCUGCUGCCAACGGGGGUCCAGGAGCCCCCCCUUCGGGUGGCAGUGGAGGUCCACCACCAGGAGAUCAAGGAGGUCCACCACCAGGAGGUCCAGGAGGUCCUCUCCCCAAUGGGCCUCCAAAGCCCAUAAUUAUUUACUCUGAAAAGUGGUUGUCAUAUGACACAAAUGAAUGUGACUGGUUCAAUGUGCUCAAGGUCGGCCCAGACAAAGAUGCAAUCUGUGAUGAGGAAGGAAACCUACUCGGGUUGGACCUGAUGCGGAACAACCUUGUGGGGAUUCUGCCACAAGAGCUUGGGCUCUUGUCCAAGUUGCAUACUUUGCAGCUUCGGCACAAUCAGAUGGAGGGAAACUUGCUUCCCAUUUUCAACCUCAAGAGUCUUAUGAGAGUACAUGUCAACGAAAACGAGUUCACAGGGACUCUUCCCACAGAAAUUGCAACCUUAUCAAGUACACUUUUGCACUUUUCUAUUCUUGAAAACAAUAUACACGGUACCAUUCCUUCAGAGCUUCUUCAACUGUCAAAGCUGACAUUGCUCAAGUUGUCCCGCAACAGGCUUACUGGUACAAUUCCCAGUGACAUUUGCCAGUUCAUGCCCAACCUCGAAGAAUUCAGAUUGGAGCGAAACAACUUCCAGGGCUUGCUUCCGCCAUCACUGAGUGUAUGUACCAAUCUAAAAUUUCUUGAAGUGACCGACAAUCAGCUCACAGGUAGCGUACCUGCACGAUUGGGUGACCUGACCAACUUGUACAAACUUGUCCUUGCGGAAAACCAGUUUGUUGGGAAUAUUCCAUCUGAGCUUGGGAUGCUCCGCCAAGUUGAAUUCCUCUGGUUCUACAACAAUCCCCAACUAACUGGGACCAUUCCUUUGGAACUAGAGAGUCUGAACACGACUCUGUGGGAACUGAGACUCAAAGGUACAUCCCUCACGGGGACCAUACCAAGUGGGCUUUGUGCGGUCCCAAGACUGGAGUUUGACUGUGCACCAGGGACACGCCUUUGUGGCUGUGACUGCCCUUGUCAUCCUUUGUAGUGACCACCUUGCAAUAAUGAAUUUACAAUAAUCCAAGUUAUGGCACAGUUUUCGAGAUC